This is a messenger RNA of Oppiella nova, 646 nucleotides long. Lineage: Eukaryota; Metazoa; Arthropoda; Arachnida; Sarcoptiformes; Oppiidae. The record is from the annotation of a GenBank genome assembly.
UGAGAUCCAUUCAAAUUGAUAUCUUCUGAUCAUAUAAGGUAUCAAAAUGUCUCAAACAGAUGAUAAUCGCAUCAAAUAUGACACAUCUUGGGAUUCGCUACAACUCUGCCAUCAGUUGCUUGAAAUGAAUGUCAUUUCUUGUGAAGAAUCCACAAUUUUGAGAGACCAGCGCAUCGAUGGCCUCACUUUCCUUCUGAUGAAUGAAAACAAUUUCAAUGAAUUGGGAUUUCUUUUGGGACCGAAGAUCAAGAUCUUAAACUUCAUUUCACACAUCAAAAGACACAUCGAAGUCGACUACGAUUUCAGUGAAUCCAAACUCAAGGCAAAGGAGACACCGAAGACACCACUGAUUGAUCGCCAAAUGAAGACUGAGAUCGGAUGCGGAGACGUGGCCUCCGAUGACGACCACAAAGCUGUCAAAGAGACCAAGACUUACAAGUCAUACAAAUGCCGCGAAUGUGACAAAACCUAUUCAAAGGUACAGUACGUCAGAGACCAUGAGAUGACAGUUCACUACAACUCCGGUUACAACUACUCGUGUCGGGUGUGCGGACACGCCUUCGGAUGGAGAGUCGCGAUACUGAAGCACAUCAAGAGAUACCAUCCCGAGAAGAAGUCGUCCGAAAUGAUUGUCACUCUCUUCUAA